UCAGUCGCCAAAGACCCAAUCUGCAAACAUGAAGUUCUUCGUCGUUGCUGCCCUGGUGGCCGUGGCUGCCGCCGCCCCCUCCACCCCCUACAGCCCCCGGCCGGCCUACCACCCGGCCCCGGCCUACGCACCGGCCCCCGCCUACCACCAGCCGUCCUACAAGGAGCCCGCUCAGCCGUACCAGUUCGACUACGCCGUCAACGACCACUACUCGGGCGCCGUCUUCUCGCAGAACGAGAACAGCGACGCCAAGAACGUCAACGGCUACUACUCGGUCAACCUGCCCGACGGCCGUGUGCAGACGGUCAAGUACGUGGCUGACCAGCAGGGCUACGGAGGCUACAACGCCGAGGUGACCUACGAGGGCGAGGCCCGCUACGACGCGUACAAGCCCAGCUACAAGCCCAGCUACAAGCCCGCUUCGUACGCCGCUCCGUCCUACCAGCCCGCCUACAAGCCCGCCUACAAGCCCGCUUACCAGCCCGCCUACAAACCCGCCUACAAGCCCGCUUACCAGCCCGCCUACAAGCCGGCUUACAACUAAAUACCCGCAAACAAAAUUGUCAAUUCUAUUUAUAUGUACUAAAUAGCUCUAUUUCUGUUUGGUCUGUUUGUUGUGAACGUUUAUGAGUGCACAAAAUAUACAUUUCAGUGUCGUUUA
Messenger RNA from Amphibalanus amphitrite, 661 nucleotides. Its product is annotated as adhesive plaque matrix protein-like. Bases 29 to 544 code for a protein of 171 amino acids. The record is from RefSeq and is a predicted model, not a curated record. Lineage: Eukaryota; Metazoa; Arthropoda; Thecostraca; Balanomorpha; Balanidae. Gene Ontology annotation, cellular component: extracellular matrix. The transcript has 2 exons.